GCCAUAUUGCUGCGCUGAUCAGUCUAGGCGAGUCUAGUGAGUGAGGAGGGAGGGGAGUGUUUCGCGUCUACAGUUGUUUAGGGACUCAACUGAAAGUCGCACCUGUUCUGAGACAGACGCCGGUGAACGUUUCAUCUUCCUGAAGGAUUGUUUGACCGAUUUUUACUACAGUUGCUGCUAGGAGUUUACAGAAAGAUUCAAUAUGCCUAAACCGGUUAAUGUUCGCGUCACCACCAUGGACGCGGAGCUGGAGUUUGCCGUCCAGCCCAGCACCACAGGCAAGCAGCUCUUCGACCAGGUGGUCAAAACCAUCGGUCUGCGGGAGGUCUGGUACUUUGGCCUGCAGUACAUGGAUAGCAAAGGCUACCACACCUGGCUCAAGCUGGAUAAAAAGGUCUCCUCACAGGACGUGAAGAAGGAGAACCCCCUGCAGUUUAAGUUCCGGGCCAAAUUCUUCCCAGAGGACGUGUCCGAGGAGCUCAUUCAGGACAUCACACAGAAGCUCUUCUUCAUGCAGGUAAAAGACGCCCUUUUGAGUGACGAAAUCUACUGCCCACCUGAGACUGCUGUGCUGCUGGCAUCCUAUGCUGUCCAGGCCAAGUUUGGCGACUUCAGCAAAGAGGCACACAAGCCUGGAUACCUCACGUCAGAUCGCCUGUUGCCUCAACGUGUGUUGGAGCAGCACAAGCUGUCUCGAGAGCAGUGGGAGGAGAGGAUCCAGGUGUGGCACGAGGAGCACAGGGGCAUGCUCAGAGAGGAUGCCAUGCUGGAGUACCUGAAGAUCGCACAGGACCUGGAGAUGUAUGGCGUCAACUACUUUGACAUCAAGAACAAGAAGGGCACGGAGCUGUGGCUGGGCGUCGAUGCGCUCGGACUCAACAUCUACGAGAAGACAGACAAAUUGACCCCAAAGAUUGGAUUUCCAUGGAGUGAAAUCAGGAACAUCUCCUUCAAUGAUAAGAAGUUUGUCAUCAAGCCCAUUGACAAGAAGGCCCCAGACUUUGUGUUCUACGCCCCUCGGCUCCGCAUCAACAAGCGCAUCCUGCAGCUCUGCAUGGGGAACCACGAGCUGUACAUGCGGCGCAGGAAGCCCGACACCAUCGAGGUGCAGCAGAUGAAGGCCCAGGCCCGCGAGGAGAAGCACCAGAAGCAGCAGGAGCGCGCCCAGCUGGAGAGCGAGAAGAAGAAGAGGGAGAACAUCGAGCGCGAGAAGGAGCAGAUGGAGAGGGAGAAGCAGGAGCUCAUGAUGCGUCUGUACGAGUUCGAAGAGAAGACCAAGAGGGCUGAGAAAGACCUGCAGGAGCAGAUGCAGCGGGCGAUACAGCUGGAGCACGAGCGGAGGCGGGCGGAGGAGGAGGCGGCGCGGCUGGAGGCCGACAGACAGGCAGCUCUGCUGGCCAAGGAGGAGCUGGCCCGACAGGCCGAGGACCAGAUCAAGAGCCAGGAGCAGCUGGCCGCAGAGCUGGCAGAACACACUGCUAGGAUCGCCCUGCUGGAGGAGGCCAGGAAACGCAAGGAGGACGAGGCCAGCACAUGGCAACAGAGAGCCCAGAACGCGCAGGACGACCUGCUGAAGACGCGUGAGGAGCUGCACCUGGUGCUGACGGUGCCGCCGCCCCCUCCCCCGCCGCCCGUCAUGGACCACAUGGACGACGGCGACGACGGCGAGGAGAGCACCAGCACGCACAGCGCCGAGCUGCAGAACGAGGACUUCGACGACCACCGCCAGGAGGAGGAGCGCAUCACCGAGGCCGAGAAGAACGAGCGCGUGCAGAAACAGCUGAUGGCCCUGACCUCUGAGCUGGCCCAUGCUCGUGACGACACCAAGAAGACCCAGAACGACAUCUUGCACACAGAGAACAUGCGUGCUGGACGAGACAAGUACAAGACCCUGCGGCAGAUCCGACAGGGCAACACCAAGCAGCGCAUUGACGAGUUUGAAGCCUUAUAAGAGCAACCCCACACCCUACCCCUACACCCACUCCUAGUGAGAGGGGAUGUUAUUAUACCCCCAACCUGCCAUCCUCUGAGAAAACCUAAGCCCCCUAUGCCAUACCCUUUCUGAGUGGUCACUGCCAGGAACACACACACACGCGCGCGUGCAUACAGUAUAUACACACACACACACACACAUGCGCAUAUACAUAGAUAUACAGAUCCAUACAGACCAGUAAUGAGAGGCACUUUUUGACCUUUGAGGAACAUGAUGCAUCUCGUGUUCUUCCUUAUGUGUGCAUAGACGUGUGCUAACACACACACACACACACACAAACCAACACUGCAUAUAGACAAACAUACACCACUACCCUCUCGCACCACUAAUGUCAGCCCAGCAGGUCGCCCUGUUGCGGCGCGUGUAGCUCCGCUCUUUGCCACAGCACAAAACAACCGCAACACGAGUGUCAUUCAAACCAUCCAGUGCCAAAAAAAACACUUUUUUCCCCUUUUUAGUCCUAGCUUGAGAUGAAGCUCCUAUUUGACUGUGUAUCACUCUGCAACCAAAAUUGCCAUUUUUAUUUUUAUUUUUUUGUUGCUUCUAAACCCUGAGCAGAAGGGCUUGGAGAGGUGACCAAGGGAGGGAAGUGGCACUACAUGGCAACAUGUAAGGGAAAAUGAAGUAUCAUUAAACCAGAGCAUGGACUCUGGUGAGAGGUUAGUCUUAGUUUUUGUUGUAGCCGAAGUUGGAGAAAAAAGGGCAAUUUACAGAUUUUUUGUAUUUAUCGAUUUCUUCUUUUGCUGUUUGUUUUGAUCGGACCACUCAGAAAGGGGAAUUACAGUAUAAAACCUAAACUUUUCUGAAAAGGAAAAUAAUGUGUAUGUUUUAUUUUGUUUUGUGUCGUUUUUUUCCACAUUAUAUUUUGAACACUUCUGUUUAAUACCUGCUCUAGCUUAAAAAAAAAAAUCUUAAUUAAAUAUUUAUACUCUACAUGGGUCAUCUACUUGGUUUGUAUAUUUUUGCUAUUAUACUAAUGAUUACAAGCAGUGUAAUAUUAUCAAAGGUUCUAUAUUGACCAAAAUUAAUUACCAUAGCUAGGUUUCUUUUUCUGCUCUGUAAAAGAUCACUAAAUUAAGAGAUUUUUGUAAAUUAUUAUCUUUUUUAUUUUUUACGUUAGACAGUACUUAAGCUGCAUGUUAUUCAAAUGACAUAAUAUUUUUCUUAUUCUAGGUACUUUUUGAUUGACAGUCACUUAACUGUGGUUGCAUCUUUUCUGAUGAGGGAUUUUAACUGCAGGAUUCUUGUCCCUGAGCCCCAUCUUUGAUGAAAAGAUUCAGUUCCCCUCCCCAUGUAGUUUCUCUGUUAUUCCUGUAACACAACCAGGAGAAAAUAUUUUCUCUCCUACCCACCAGCAGGAUGGUUGAUCUCGAUGUUUGUGAGCAGUCAUUUCUGUUUAGUUGUAUCAGUUUUUCCGUUCCGGCACUGCCAUAUUUUGCCUGUUGGUCAGGUAGUAACAAAUGCCCUCUUUACACUGUGGUGUACAGGGAGUAGGUCAGCACCUCACCUGCGAAGAUCACCUCUCACUGUCCGUUACAGGACUCCAUUCCAAGUACCAGCAAAUCCCCGCUAAGUCCAGUUUUAGGAAACUGAAGAAGCUGAAUGUACUGUAAAAAGGUAGCAUAUAGACACGAUGCUCCUCGCAUGUCUAAGUCACUCGCCACCAUGUAGAAAUGAUCUGAGUGCAGCUCUGAAAUUGCCUUUCAUGUUUGCUUGGAGAAAAGGGAGUUACAACUGUCCUCAGAACAGUGGCUAAGGGCUAAUGGUCAUCAUGUAGCACCAUACACACCACACACAGAUGGGAAUGUCCUGGUCUUCAAAACUUGCUGUCAGUGGUAUUCCAACUGAUUGACUUUUUUUUUUUUUUGUUAAUUUAAAUUGAGGUGUUCAACUUUAUUGGCAAUAAAGAAAAUCUCAUAUGAUUUCAUA
Molecule: messenger RNA, 3922 nt
Organism: Sardina pilchardus (European sardine)
Lineage: Eukaryota; Metazoa; Chordata; Actinopteri; Clupeiformes; Clupeidae
Gene: ezrb
Product: ezrin b
Exons: 15
Coding region: 203-1951 (582 amino acids)
Biological process (GO): positive regulation of protein localization to early endosome; regulation of organelle assembly; regulation of cell shape
Cellular component (GO): plasma membrane; filopodium; adherens junction
Molecular function (GO): cell adhesion molecule binding; actin binding
Source: RefSeq, a predicted model, not a curated record